Molecule: messenger RNA, 4574 nt
Organism: Platichthys flesus (European flounder)
Lineage: Eukaryota; Metazoa; Chordata; Actinopteri; Pleuronectiformes; Pleuronectidae
Gene: auts2a
Product: activator of transcription and developmental regulator AUTS2 a
Exons: 14
Coding region: 810-3227 (805 amino acids)
Source: RefSeq, a predicted model, not a curated record
CCAAUGCCGGCUCCGAGAAAUUUUUCAGCACAGCCGCAGUUAAAGUGCCAGAUUUUGGCGUUGAUGUGCUCUCCACCAAUGGCAGCCAGGAGCCUAACGGCCCAGGCCUUCUCAAGGUGUCAGGCCUAGAGCGCAGUCAAGAGCGGAGCCAGGAGAACUGCAGGGACCCACAAGCCCCUGCAGCCAGCACCCCAAAUCAGCCUUUGCCCCCCCAAGUCAUCCCCCUGACUCAGCCCCAGCCAUCCAUCCCCCUGCCCCAGUCCCCCAACUGGAGCCAGGCGAAAAGCCCAACCCAGGCACCAGCCGCAGCCCACCCGCCCCCACGUUCAGAGGCUCUUCCCAGGCCUCAGACGCCCGCAGCCCUGCCUCUCGCCCAGGGCCAAGAGCCCUCGCUGCCCCCCCCUCCCCGGCCCCAGCAUCAGCCUGAACUGCUGUCUCACCCCCGGCCAUCACCAACGCCCAGCCUUCACCCACAUCCUCCAUCACCUGCCCUCCCAACCCACCACCCUCACCAACAGCAUCCCAGUCAGGCAGGGCCCCACCGGCCCCCGUCCCGCUGCCACUCCCGGCCCCUGUCUGUCUACAACGGCCUUAACCUCAACGGUCACAGCAGCAGCAGAAGCAGCACCCCAGGCUCCAAGCCCCACGGGCCGCCUGGUCCCUCCUUUCACCUCCCCCACCACCCGCCCCCUCCCGCGGCGGCAGCAGCAGCAGCCUCUACCUUUCCCCUGCCCUUGGCUGCCAACCAGAGUACCCCCCACGGCUUCCCCCCUGCCUUGCAGUCCUUGCCACACCCACACCACCCCAAUAUGUUCGCUCCUCCAGCAGCCUUACCUCCACCACCACCAUUGACUUCGAGCACCCUGCCAGCACCUGGACAUCCUGCAGCUGGGAGUGCCUAUUCAGAGCAAGAACUUCUGCGCCAGGAGCUCAACACCCGUUUCCUGGCCUCUCAAAACUCCGACCGCGGCGCCUCGCUGGGCCCUCCCCCCUACCUGCGCACCGAGUUCCACCAGCACCAGCAUCAGCACCAGCAUCAGCACCAACACACCCACCAACACACCCACCAGCACACCUUCACGCCCUUCCCCCACGCCAUCAUGCCCACCCCAGCACCGCCUAUGGUGCGUACCCCUACCAGAAAUUUUGACAAAUACCCAACGAAAGUGGACCCCUUCUACAGACACAGCCUCUUUCACUCAUACCCACCGGCCAUGUCUGGCCUGCCCCCUGUCAUCCCUCCGACCGGGCCCUUCGGCUCGCUGCAGGGCGCCUUUCAGCCCAAGACCUCUAAUCCACUGGAUGUGUCCACAAGACCAGGAGCCGUCCCACACACAUUCUUACAGAAGGACCCCAGGCUAACGGAUCCAUUUCGGCCCAUCCACAGGAAACCAGGGAAGUGGUGCGCCAUGCAUGUCCAUACUGCCUGGCAGAUAUACCACCACCAGCAGAAAGUCAAGCAGAUGCAGGUCGACCCUCACAAGCUUGACUUUGGCCUCAAACAUGAGUUCCUGAGUCGACCUCCAGGCCCUGGCCUGUUCGGCGCCAUCCAUCACCCCAACGACCUGGCACGCCCAGCUACGCUUUUCUCCGCUGCAGGUCCCAACCACCCAUCUGCAGGUCCCUUCGGCCAUCCAGCCCACCAUCCUGGAAACUUCCUCGCCCCGGCAUCUCACUUAGAACCUUUCCCAAGACCACCAUCCUUUGGAGGACUGGGAACUCUCAGUUCAUCUGCUUUUGGAGGACUGGGAAAUCCAGCACUAACGGCCAACUCAGUGUUCGGCCAUAAAGAUGGCCCCAACCCACAGCAGCACUUCAACAGCAGCAGUAACAGUGGCCACCAGGAGCCUUGGAACCGUCUCCACCGUACCCCACCCUCCUUCCCGACACCGCCACCCUGGCUGAAACCCGGAGACUCUGAGAGGAGCGCCUCCGUCAGCUCCCAUGAGAGAGACCGAGACUCUGACAAGAGAGACUCAGUCAGUAAGGAUGAUAAGGACAGGGACUCUGUAGAGAAGCGUCAGCUGAGCCAUCCAUCACCAGUCCCUGUAAACUCCAUUAACCUCCUAGGCCACAAUCGGCCUCCUGAGCACCACAGGAACCAUCUGCCCCCUGCUUCUGGAGAACCUCAGAGGGAAAAAGAGAACAAGGCAAAAGACAGGGAGAGGGACCACUCAGAGUCCUGGAAAGACAAUGGCACAGAUGACCACAAGCUCAAAGACAGCCAGCACAGUGACAAGGACACACCUGUCAUCCUUGACAGCCGAGUUUCAGAGGACAAAGUGCCCAACAGGGGGACAACGUCACCCUACAUCCGGCAGACCAGCCUAGAACGUCCCAACAGCGGCCUGAGCAGAGAGGUCCUUGAGAAGAAGAUAGACCUGCCAUAUGAGCACCAGAAGAAAAACAUUGAAGUGAAAGUGAAGGAGGAGAGGAAGGAGGAACAGGAUGGAGCUACAGAGAGGCCAAGUGAGCAUCCGCUACAGGCACCCAACACACAAAACCUCCACCCUCCCUCCUCCAUGCCCAUGCACAUGGGCAUGGCUGGUGUCCAUCCCAUGAACAGCAUCAGCAGUCUGGACAGAACUCGAAUGGUGGCACCCUUCAUGGGUAUUAGUCCAAUCCCAGGAGCAGACAGGUUCCCCUACCCUGCCUUCCACUGGGACCCAAUGCGGGACCCCUACAGGGGCCUGGACAUUCACAGACGGGACCCCUUGGCCAGAGAACUGCUUCUAAGAAAUGAUCCUCUGCACCGCCUAGCAGCGCCACGUCUCUACGAGACCGAGCGCUCCUACAGGGACCGUGAGCCCCAUGACUUUAAUCGUGACCACAUCCACCCUCUGGCCCUGGAGCAGAGGAGGGAGCAUGAACGUGCACAUCUGGAGGAGCGCGACCGCCUCAACAUGCUCAGAGAGGACUAUGAGCAUGGUCGCCUCCACCACGCAAUGCACCAUCCUGCCCUUGAGGGUCACCUACCCCACCCAGCCCAUGGCCUCAUGGCCCCUGGACUUCCAGGCAUGCACUUCUCCAGAGUCAGCCCCUCGGCUGCAGCAGUAGCGGCCCAUCAGAAUGGUAUCCUCAACAAAACACCACCCACGGCCUCGCUGAGUGCCCCGCCCCCACUCAUCCCCACAUUGGGUGCCAGGCCUGGCUCACCCAGACGGACUACUCCCCUGGCCACAGAUAUCAGAGACAGGCCGCCUCACAAAGACAUUGAGGCACGGUGAGCUGAGCUUCAGCAGACUCAAACUCCUUCAGCCCUGUGCCUCAUUAACACUGAACUCACACCAAGCACUUAGCUUUGGGCAAAGCAAGACUGUAAUAUAGCUGUGAAUAACUUAUGAGGGCAGAGACAUGCCCACACAAUGAAUUUUUUUUGUAUAAAACUACAAAGAGACAAUAUUCAUGGAACAAAAAAAUACAUUUUUAAGAUUUUUCCUCAGUUUACUCCAGCUUUUUGUGUCACUUCUUGUGCUGCGGAGUAAGAAUGAACAAAUUUGGAAUGUAUAGGUACUUUAGCACUGACAGCAAAGUGUGUAGAAAAUAUGUACAGUCGCUGUGCUCACUCUUUAUGGAUUAAAAAUCAUGGUACAAAUAUGCAAAAGGGUGUUUUGAAAGCUUUACUUUGAUCAAAUGUACACAGAGGAGUAUUAAGGCAGUGAUUCAGAAUGUGCUUUUUGCCAUGUCUUUAGUUUCUUUUUGGUUGACGCAGCUGAUUAGCAUUGUACCAGUGACCCCAUAUUCAACUAUGCAACUAAUGUCCGGGCUCCCUUCCUGAAAGCCGGCCUUCUCACCACCACAGACGGUGCACCAAUGACUGACCAAGAGCUGUAUUCUCUCAACAACUCAGACUCAAACACUGGGUCGCUGCAGCCAGAGAUGAGCUUUAACUGAUCCACACAAUUUGGAAAAGGUUACAUUUCGAAAAAAUACUGUCACGACUAUGAUUAAUUGUGUUGACAAUCCUAGAAACAGGUAGGGGAAGAAUUGCAUUUCAAAUGAUUUCUAAUGUUAAAAGCCAGCAGCACAAAUGUUAAGGUACUUUUUUAUCCUACUCUUCUCUACGUCAGUUACCACCAGUCUUGUUCUGGGGAGAAUGCAGCACAUUAAACACCAUGACAGCACAUGAGCCCUAUUGACGGAGUGUAAAGUACAUGUUUUGGAAAUAGGUUCUGUUGGUCAAACAGUGUAUCAAAGUGCUUUCCUAAGUUGUUGUACCUACAAAAUCAAAAGACAAAAAAGCAAGUCUGACAAAGGAUAGUUUGUUUCUAAUGAGCAGAGAUCUAUUUUAGUAGUCCACUGAAGGUUUAGUUGUGCGCUUCAAACUCUGUGAUAUCAUGUUGUGCAGUGUUUUUUAAUCCAACAUAAAAAUGUCCACCGGAGCCAUAGUGGUUAGUUGAUGCGUAUUUCAAAAAGAUUGUUAAAUGAGAAUUUUUUUUGCUGUUUAACUUGUACAGGGGGAAAAAAUGAAGUCUUUCUAGAUCAUGUACAAAAAUGAGAAAAAAUGAAGCGACUGAAUCUUCAGCAUGCUCCUCAUUUAAACUUGUGUUAUGUAAAUUGUGCCAUGUUAUUAA